UCAUUUAAUUUCCCUUUUUUUUUCUUUGUUUAUUGCAGAAACAAUCGGCAUUCAGAUCAACUUGGAUUAGCUCAACCUCCUUUCCCACACCUUGGCCAGACUCCUUGCCGUUUUCACAUAUGCAGGUUGCAAAAUCUGAUGACCCAAUUAUAGGACAAGUAGACCAUAUAAUAGAUACUGCAUCUUUAGCUUCAUCAGUGGUCACUGAUCAACCUGAGAUUGAUCAUCAGGGUACGCUGAUGGAAGGUUCUAGGUGUGGGGGAGUACAUGACAGUCCAGAUGAGCAUCCAUCUAAAUAUACUAGUUCUGUUUCACAUAGUCAUAAUGAGGACACAAUUGUUCCUCCGCCUUCUAACCCGAAGGUUGGAUAUUCCGAUAUUGACCAUGUAGCAUCAGCCAGUGAGCUUUCUUUACUCCCCAUAGAUGUCACCACAGUUGCUGUUGGAGCUAUACAUGGUUUUGCUGAUGGUCAGCAACCUCAACAAGCUGAUACAAUUGUUGGUUCUUCUGUUGCCAACGGUGACAAUGGCAUGAUUUUGUCUUCUGCUUCCUCCCAUGAUGUUGGAUCUUCCCAAGAUGCUGCUGAUGGACAAAAAUCUGAAAAUGCCCAUUUUGCUUCCAUUGAUUCCAAAAGUAAUAACCAGAUAACAUCACCCAAUGAUUCUACUCAACCCCAUCUUGUUGCCCCCAGUUCUGUUGAUGGAUCCGUCAAAGAUACAUUGGAUGAACAACAGACUCAAGGUGCUGAUUCUCUUGGUGGCAUUACUUCAUCCUCUUCCAAGAUCAAUGACUCUAAGGCAGAAUAUGAUAAAAAGGGGAACGUAGACCAUGCCAGUCAUUUUGUUCUGCCUCGUAAAAAGAUGAUCACUUCUAUGGUUAAAUACCCAAAUUCCGGUAGCCCUGCUCUGACAAAAGGAGGUGUUUUGAAUAAAGGUCAUAUUGAUACAGCAUCACCUUUUGAUUCUGUUAAAGAAGCAGGUUCCAAGUUUGGAGGAAUGGUUAGAUGGAAAUCUUGUAGAACACAAAAUCCAGAGAGGCGCAGGUGUGCGGGCCAAGACCUUGAGAAACUACAGGAGCAGAUGAUUGCAUAUAAGAGACGGUCGGUGGAUGCUGAAGAGGCAAAAAUUCGAGUAUUAAUGGAGCUGGACAGCACAAAUAAACAAAUAAGUGAGUUGAAGCUAAGCCUGGAGAGGGCACAAACUGAAGAGAAUCAGGCAAAACAAGACUCUGAACUUGCCAUGCUCAGGGCGGAGGAGAUGGAACAAGGGAUUUGCAAUGAGGUUAGUGUUGCAGCAAAGGAACAACUUGAGGUUGCUAAAGCCAGGCAUGCUGCUGCUGUUGAAGAGCUGAAAUCUAUUAACGAAGAGAUGGAAACAUUACGAAAGGAAUAUGCUUCAAUGGUGACUGAGCGAGAUACGGCUGUUAAGAAAGCUGAAGAAGCUGUUUCUGCUUCGAAAGAGGUUGAGAGGAGAGUGGAAGAAUUGACUAUUGAGCUGAUGGCCACAAAGGAGUCCCUGGAGUCUGCAAAUGCUGCCCAUAUGGUGGCAGAAGAGAAAAGGAUUGGAGCAGCUGUGGGCCGAGACCAAGAUACUCUUCAUUGGGAGAAGGAUCUAAAACAGACUGAAGAGGAGCUCAAGAAAGUCGUUCAGCAAAUCGAAUUGGAAAAGUAUCUGAAACCAAAGCUAGACACUGCUUCAAUACUUCUGCAUGAUUUGAAAUCUGAAUUAACUGCUUAUAGGGAGUCUAAGUUCAAUUUGGAAAAUAAUGGACACUCCACUGAUGUGUCAGACACACCAGAAAAAAGAACUCUCACUAAGCUACCAUUUGUGGUUGCCUCGGCAAAGCAGGAACUUGAAGAGGUGAAGCUCAAAAUAGAAAAAACAACUGCAGAAGUGGAUUCUUUGAAAGUGCUUGCUGUUUCAUUAAAAUCAGAGCUUCAAAAGGAAGAGUCCUCUCUUGCCACCAUUAAGCAAACAGAAGGCAUGCCGCUUGUUGUCGCUUCUCCAAAAGAUGACACGGAUAACACUGAGUCAAGACUAGACUCAGUGCAGAUGAAUGAAAAAGAGGGCAGAGAUAAAAUGGUGGAGGUGCCAAAAAAAUUGCAGCAGGCAACUCAAGAGGCUCUCGAGGCCAAGUCACUUGCUCAAACGGCUCAUGAAGAACUGAGAAAAGUAAAGGAAGAGGCUGAGCAAGCAAAGGCUAGAGCAAGUACCAUGGAGAGUAGAUUACUUGCAGUUCAAAAGGAGAUAGAGGCAGCUGAGGCUUCAAAGAAGUUAGCUUUAGAUGCUACUAAAGCAUUGCAAGGUCAUGAAUCAGCUCAAAGAACCGAUAAUGUCGAUUCGCCAGAUGGUUUAGUUCUUUGCUUAGAGGAGUACUAUGACCUCAGUAAAUGUGCAUAUGAGGCGGAGGAACAGGCCAACAUGAAGCUGGCAGCUCUCAUUUCUCAAGUUGAGGUAGCUAAGAGAUCCCAGUCCAGUAGCUUGGAGAAGUUGGCGGAAGUAAAUCGAGAGAUGGCUGAAAGAAAGGAACAACUAAAAAUUGCUUUGGAGAAGGCUGAGAAGGCCAAGGAAGGGAAGCUAGGCUUAGAGCAUGAAUUGAGACAAUGGAGGGCUGAACAUGAGCAGCGGCGAAAGGCUACUGAAUUGAGUCAUGGAGGAAAGCCUACAAGAACAAGUUUUGAGGGGACGCAACAAACGAAGAAAGGUGUAGCUGUACCUUCUUCUCCUUGCAGCACUCUAGAUAGCUCAAAGGCAGUCAAUGGAAGUAGCACGGAAUCUGAAUCAUCUCCGGAAGCAGCGCUCUUUAAGAAGAAAAAGCAACUGUUCCCCAAGAUAGCCAUGUUUUUUAACAGAAAAAAGUUGAGCCUAUUAAAAUCCAAGUCCAAGUUCAAGUUCAAGUCCAAGUCCAAGUCCAAGUCCAGAACCUAAUAAGUAUGUCGAUGAAAUGCUGCGUUAUAUUUGCCAUUGUGAUUUCACCUCAAGUUCUUUUUUCUGGGUUGUCUCAGUGGCUAUUAGUAUUCGACUAAGAUUUUCCAGAUAAUCUCAGAGUGUAAAUUUUGUGUGUUCUUUGAUGUAUGAUGAAGUUGAGAAUACACUUUUGGUUACGGGGAAGGGUUAUAUGGCUAGAGGAUCUGAAGAAAUAAAAGAUGAUUAAGUUCUGUAUAGGCUUUGAUUUACUGGGAUGUCAAGUCUUGUAAAAUUGAUGUUUAUAAUGAAUGAAAAGAACUUGGUCAUCUUUC
Hibiscus syriacus is the source of this 3238-nucleotide messenger RNA. Its product is annotated as protein WEAK CHLOROPLAST MOVEMENT UNDER BLUE LIGHT 1-like. The transcript has 3 exons. Lineage: Eukaryota; Viridiplantae; Streptophyta; Magnoliopsida; Malvales; Malvaceae. Bases 120 to 2927 code for a protein of 935 amino acids. The record is from RefSeq and is a predicted model, not a curated record.